AUGGAGAAGGAAGGAGGGUUGCCCGAAGCGGGGGUUAUUAAUCAGCCACUACUUUCGGAGGAGAAGAUAGAGGAAGCUUCGAGAAGGAGCACCCUGGCCGUUUCGGAUCCUAAGGAAACUGUUCAAACAGAAUCCCAUGAGGGACCCAUCAGGGUUGCUUUGGAGGAAGCGAUGGCGGAGAAGCAGCCUGAAAUGGUUGAGGAGAAGAAGAAGAAGAAGAUCAAGGAGGAGAGGGCUGAAGAAGAUGAGGAAGCCCAUCCAAUCAAGAAGAAAGAAAGAAAAACGAGUGAAAAGAAGGAACGCAAGCGGGAGGAGAAGCGCCUGAAGAAGGAGGAAGAGAAGAGAAAGAAGGCUGAGAGCCUAGAAAUCGACGAAGAAUCCACCUCCGCAAGGGUGGAUAAGGGGGAGUAA
This is a messenger RNA of Benincasa hispida (wax gourd), 411 nucleotides long. Lineage: Eukaryota; Viridiplantae; Streptophyta; Magnoliopsida; Cucurbitales; Cucurbitaceae. The record is from RefSeq and is a predicted model, not a curated record.